AUGGAGAGCCAACCCCACGCUUCUUUCCAGGUGUAUCUUCGCCUACGGCCCCCAUACCAGCAGUCGCCGAGAAAGUCCCAUAGAGAAAACUUCUUGACCGUUCUCCCGCCGGUGCCGACGGCUUCAGACGAGAACAUUGAGUGCAUGACCAGUACCCAGGUCACAAUCCAUCCGCCAUCGAACCAUAGAUCCCAGAAGAUAGAAACAUUUAGCUUCACAGAGGUCUUCGACGAAACCUGCGGGCAGAACGACGUAUUUGGAAGAGUCGUAACACCUAUAUUGGAAGGAGUGCUGCAGGAUGGGAGAGAUGGGAUGUUGGCUACCCUUGGUGUUACGGGGAGUGGGAAAACGCACACGAUUUUAGGGAAUAGACAGGCAAGAGGAAUGACACAGAUGUCGUUAGAUGUGCUCUUCAGGUCCCUGAGCGAUAGGAUAUCAAGGUUAUCUGAAUCACAAAUCGAGCAAUGCAAUGACGCCGAUGCAGAAAUCAUGGACGCCGACGCCUUCAUGACAAAGGUCACAUCUGUCAUCGAACCUCAUCAGAUCCCUAAACCGAACACUUUCCCCACAAAACCUUCCGUCGAUCCUUACAUAGUGCAAUGUCCCGGCCCGCCAAGCACCAAAUAUGCUAUUCUAAUGUCCAUCUAUGAGGUGUACAAUGACAAGAUAUUUGAUCUGUUGGCGCCAUCUAACGUUGCGAGAAGGAAAGCACUUCUUUUCAAGAGCACCAGGUCAAGCGGCGACCGUAAAGUUGUUACGGGACUACGGAAGGUCAUGGUCACAAACCUAUACGAUGCUCUGCAGGUAAUGGGUGUCGGACAAUACCAACGUUCUCAUGGUGAAACUGGUAGCAACGACAAGAGUUCCCGAUCUCACUGCUUCAUUUCACUCGAACUCAAGAAGCUUAAGAACAAACUUGACGGUUCGACGAAGAUUAAGGAAUCAACUUUCACAAUCGUCGACCUUGCUGGUUCGGAACGGGCGAGGAAUGCAAAGACUGCAGGGGAUAGGCUCGCAGAGGGUGGACAUAUCAACAAGUCGCUUAUGUUUCUCGGGCAAUGCUUGGAACUGUCGACGGCGCAAUCUUUGGGCCAUACCCCGAAGGUACCGUAUCGACAGUCCAAGCUGACGGAACUGCUGUUUACAAAUAGUUAUAAUCCAGCGGCAGAGCCCCAGAUCGCAGCUAUUGUGGUAACGGCGGAUCCAGCAGGAGAUUUCAAUGCCACCAGUCAAAUGCUCAAGUACUCUGCACUUGCGAAGAGUUCGGUGAACCUUAGGCCGCCUACGGUGAUGAGCGGGAGGAGUGUUAGUGGCUCUAGCCUGUUCAGUCACUUUAGCACUGUGAGUGGGUACACGGAGGAGAGGCCAGAUUCUUCUUUGUCUGCUCUAUCCGCUGCGUCGAGUCAUAGAGCGAUGCUGUCGCAGGAUAUGAUGAAUAUGAUCGUUUUAUUACAGCGGCAGUUGAAAGAAGCGGAUGAGAAAAUCAAGGUGGCAGAAAAGAGAGCAGAGGAGGCGGAUGCCAGAUGCUUGGAAAUUGAGAUGCAGGUCAGGGAGGAGGUUACUAGCGAUAUGGAACUUAGGAUGAGUAUGAUGGAGAAAAGGAUGCUCCUUAAGCUUCAGGAUCAAGCGGAAAAGGAGGAGAUGCAUGUUGACCACAAGCUUGAUAUCCUGAAGCGGACCCUGAUGGAAACCAACGAUGAAAACGAUCGCGCACGAGAUAUGGAAAUCGAAGAGUAUGUUCGCGAGCUUGAGGCUGAGAAUAACUCGCUAAGGAAUGAAGUCCAAGCUCUGAAAAGGAAGCGAGCGAAUGGAGAGAGUCCCUUGAAGGAGAGGUCUCUGAACAGGUUAAAAUUCUGA
This is a messenger RNA of Orbilia oligospora ATCC 24927, 1857 nucleotides long. RefSeq lists its product as uncharacterized. Gene Ontology annotation, cellular component: nucleus; kinesin complex; microtubule. The transcript has 3 exons. Gene Ontology annotation, molecular function: microtubule binding; microtubule motor activity; ATP hydrolysis activity. Bases 1 to 1857 code for a protein of 618 amino acids. Lineage: Eukaryota; Fungi; Ascomycota; Orbiliomycetes; Orbiliales; Orbiliaceae. Gene Ontology annotation, biological process: microtubule-based movement. The record is from RefSeq and is a predicted model, not a curated record.